AUUUGUAUCAAUGGAUAGACAGUGCGUUUAUUUAUUUUUAUCCAUUUUCAUUAUAAACUUUUUAUCUGUAACAAAUGGAGGCAAAAAAAUAUACAUUAAAGAUUCUCUUACGGUUAAACCAUUUGAUGAUCGCCUUGAGUCAAAACGACUUCAAGAAAUUGUUAUAGAUGUAAUGAUCGCGAAGUUUAAAAAUCGAAAGAUGAUUGAUGUGUCUAAAACAAGGUAUAAUAUUAACAUGGCAUGGAGAGGAAUGAAAAGAUUUUUAAUAGGAAAAAUGAUGAGUUUUUUUUCCCCAUCGAUAGCAAAAGAGUUGAAAGCUAUAAAAUUACUUAAAGAAUUGGUUUCUAAAAAUGAUGACAUUAAAAAUAAAUACAACUUUGUUCUUCCGUUUAAAAAACCAAAUAUGUCUCAAAAGUACAAGUACAAAGAAGAAAACGAUGAAGAAGACAGUGAAGAAAGCGAUGAAAAAACUAACCGGCGUAAAAUUCAAAGCAAAAAAACGAUUAAAAAAGGCAAAAAUAUUAAAAACAAAAAAGAUAGUGAAGAGGACGAUGAUGAUGAUGAUGAUGCUCUUCAAAAAAAUCCUGAUCUGUUAAAUCAAUUAAUCGCACAAUCUGAAAAUUCAAAGUUAAAAAUGUCAUCGAUACCUCAGAAAGGUCGGCUGGAUAAUGGAAUAUCAAGGUUUUUACCUCGUUUUGGUACUGGCGUAUCUCCCGUUAAUAAUCCUGUAACUGUAGCACUACCAACAGAAACUAUGAUUAAUGGGGAAAAAUAUAAGAGUUCAAAAAAAAAUAGUGAUGAGGACAAUACAUCAAGUGACGAAGUUGAGAAUAAUGCAAAGGAUAAAGGAAAGAAAGGUGCAAGUAAAACAAACGCUAAAAAAAAUAAUAAGAGUCCAAAAAUAAGCAGUGAAGAAAAAAAUAGCGAUGAGGAUGAAAUAUCAAGUGAUAAAGGCAGGAAAAAUGCGGGUAAAAAAAAUGGUAGUCCGAAAAAAGAGAAAGAUAGUGGUAGUGGUAGUGAUGCAGAUGACGGUAGUGGCGCAGAUGACAGUAAUGGUGCAGAUGACGGUAGUGAUACUGGAAGUGGUAGUAAUGAAAGUGGUGUUAGUAAUAAUGAUGGAAGUAGUAGUUUUUGA
Messenger RNA from Melanaphis sacchari, 1135 nucleotides. RefSeq names its product suppressor of Mek1-like. The transcript has 5 exons. NCBI's taxonomy places the organism in Eukaryota, Metazoa, Arthropoda, Insecta, Hemiptera, Aphididae. The coding region runs from base 11 to 1135 and encodes 374 amino acids. The record is from RefSeq and is a predicted model, not a curated record.